Mus musculus (house mouse) is the source of this 2812-nucleotide messenger RNA. RefSeq names its product myotubularin related protein 11 (gene Mtmr11). The transcript is spliced from 17 exons. The record is from RefSeq and is marked validated. The coding region runs from base 224 to 2326 and encodes 700 amino acids. Gene Ontology annotation, cellular component: cytoplasm. NCBI's taxonomy places the organism in Eukaryota, Metazoa, Chordata, Mammalia, Rodentia, Muridae.
UUAGAGUCACCGAAGUUUCCAAAGAGCCUCCCCUGUCUGGGCAGGACACACCUUUCAAAUAAGACCCCUGGAACUGUGCUCCUGGUAUCCGAAAUGCCGCUACCGCUGCGUCCUCCCCAGCCUCUUUCUCCCCACCUCUAGGAUUUAGCCUCUCCCCAAAAAGAGCCAGCAUCUUUGAGGACUCCCACCCUUAGCUGCUCUACUCCCGGAUGGAGCCAGGGAAAUGUGGUGGGGGGGCCGGGGCCAGAGUUUCAACAUUGCCCCCCAGAAGGAGGAGCCAGAGAUGGGGCUCUCUGGACCGAAGUCUAACCCAGGGAACAGGAUGCCGGAGCCCAGCAGUCAUCAGCUUGGCAGCUGCCUGGCCUCUGGUUGUCUCCCAGGGGAGCAUAUCCUAGCAUGGGCACCAGGACGAAGGAAAGGGCCAGGACUAGACCUGCCUGGAACUCUGAUCUGCACUAACUUUAGGGUAACCUUCCAGCCUUGUGGAUGGCAGCGAAAGCAGGAUACUCCUCUGAGUAGUGAAAAUGAUUUUGCCUUGAUCAACAUUGGUCGAUUAGAGGCUGUGAGCGGCUUGUCAAGAGUGCAGCUUCUCCGUCCUGGGUCUCAGCUUAAGUUCAUUCCUGAAGAGCUUCUGCUUCAUGGCCGGGACUUCCGGCUGCUUCGAGUUGGUUUUGAGGCUGGAGGGCUGGCACCUCAGGCCUUCCAGGUAACCAUGGCCAUCAUUCAAGCCAGAGCUCAGAGCAGUCAAGUCCAGCAGUAUAGAGGAAUAACCCUGAGCAAAGUUGGCAAGGUUUCUGGCUCUAGAAAGCCACCCAUUCCUCUCUUGGAGACUUUAGAAGACUGGGAAACAGAGUGCAAGAAGCAAGGGGCCAGAGGCUGGAGGGUUAGCACGGUCAAUGAGAGGUUCGAUGUAGCUACCAGUCUUUCAGGUUACUUCUGGGUCCCUAAUCGAAUUCUGGACAGUGAAGUCAGAAGAGCAUUUGCACAUUUCCAUCAGGGCCGUGGACCGCGCCUGUCCUGGCACCACCCCGGAGGCAGUGACCUUCUUCGAUGUGGAGGCUUCUAUAUAGCAAGUGACCCUAACAAAGAAGAUAUCAGAGCAGUGGAGUCGAUGCUACAGGCUGGGCACUCUGAUGUUGUCUUGGUAGAGACCAUGGAUGAGAUGCCUAGUCUUGCCGAUAUCCAACUUGCCCACUUGAAACUGAGGGCCCUUUGCCUGCCUGACUCAUCUGUAGCUGAAGAUAAAUGGCUCUCAGCCUUGGAAGGAACACGGUGGUUAGACUAUGUCAGGUCUUGUCUUCGAAAGGCCAGCGACAUCUCAGUAUUAGUGACAUCUCGGGUCCGUUCUGUAGUGCUCCAAGAGCUUGGGGAUCGUGAUUUCAAUGGCCUCCUCUCCUCACUCGUCCAGCUGCUUUUGGCUCCGGAAGCCCGGACAUUGUUUGGUUUCCAGUCACUAGUGCAGCGAGAGUGGGUGGCAGCUGGACACCCCUUCCUGACCAGGCUCGGGGACACUGGAGCCAGUGAGGAGGCCCCGGUGUUUCCUCUCUUCCUUGACUGUGCCUGGCAGCUCCUCCAGCAGUUUCCAGCGGAAUUUGAAUUCUCUGAGUUUUUUCUUCUUGCUCUUCAUGAUAGUAUCAGGGUUCCGGACACCCUCACCUUUCUGAGAAACACUCCCUGGGAGCGCGGGAAGAAGAGUGGACAGUUCAACUCGUACACACAAGUUUACACCCCUGAGUACUCCCAGCCCCUAGCUGGAAGCUCUGCUAACUUACAUCUGUCUGUCUGGGACUGGGAUUUACGCUACAGCAAGGAACAGAUAUCACAGUUCCUUAAUCCUGGCUACGAUCCGGAGCAUUGCCCAGACAGCAGGUUCUCUAGACAGCAGCAAAGCCUCAUGGUUCCUGGACCCCCUAGUUCUAUGUGGCUGUUCUCUAGAGGGACCCUGACCCCACUGAAUCAGCUCUGUCCUUGGCAAGACAGCUCCUCCUUGCUGGCAGUCUCUUCUCAUUGGCUCCCUCGACCUGCCAGAUCCUCCGAAAGCCUAGCUGACCAGGAAUGGGGGCUCCCCUCACAUUGGGGAGCUUGCCCUUUACCUCCCGGGCUACUGCUGCCUGGAUAUCUGGGACCACAGAUCAGGUUCUGGAAACGCUGUUACCUGAGGGGCAGGCCUGAGGUCCAGAUGGGCUCCUCAGCUCUCACAGUCUCUGCCCUUCAGGAUGAGCUUUCUCACCUUCAGGAACUGUUAAGACAAUGGACACCAAGAAUAUCUCCCGAGGACCAGAGCAAGAAAAGAGAUCCGAAUACCAUCCUCUCUCAGAUCUGCUGAAACUGUUUGUUAGCGUCGUUCUCAGAGGCAGGGCAGGGGUCUCUGCUCAUCUUCCUGUCUGACCUUGACGCCUCAGCUUUGGCAUUCCAGUCUGCAGAGUUCACUUAGAAGGCCCGUUUCUGUAGCAGAUGGUGGCGCUACCAACCUAAAGGUCUCCCGAUUUGUUUGAUUUCUGGGGCUAUUUUCAUUUCUUGUGAUUUGAAAACUAAGAAACAAGACCAGUUCAGAAUGUGAUUGCCCCUUUUCCCAGGCAAUUCUGUACCUUUUGGAUGGCCGUCAAAACUGUGACAUGAGAGACCCUUUUCAUCAGUCCCAACAAUGAUGUCCUAGAGACCUCAUUCGCAACCUCUCUACACUACUUUGAAAUCUUUUCUUAGUCUUCUGUGGGAACGAGGUGAAUAAGGGAGAAACCGUCUCCUCCCACUGUAUAUUUUCAUAGCAGCGUUUCUAUUUAAGGAGUUCAUUAAAGCACAGUAUUUCUACACA